Molecule: messenger RNA, 14620 nt
Organism: Xyrichtys novacula (pearly razorfish)
Lineage: Eukaryota; Metazoa; Chordata; Actinopteri; Labriformes; Labridae
Source: the annotation of a GenBank genome assembly
AAAUAAAGUGUUACCGAAACCUUUUUAUAAAUGUCACAUUCUACCCCCUGACCUCCCUCUAUUCUUUCUCAGACGACCUUUUUAGAUCAUUUCUUGCCUUUAUAUUGACAGGACAGCUGAAGAGAGACUGAACAUGUGGUGGGUAGAGAGUGGGGGAUGACAUGUAGGGAAGGGUCAUGACUGGGAUAUGAACCAGUGACCACUACCCCUAAGAGUGCCGCCUCUGUAUAUAAGCUUUCCUUGAAGCAUAACUUCCACUACCAAUAAGCGAUAAAUUAAAACUUGUGACAAGCUGACUGUUAGGCCCACAUCUUCUCCCCUGAGGAUGAACCCCUCUGAAUAAGCUAACUCCACAACCUAUUUCCAUGUCGUAGUCACACAUUUGUGUCGCCGGUUGUACUAUGGCCUGAAUGAGUCAUUUCAGCCACUACUGUAGGCGGCCUUCACUUUCAGCCAUGUUUUAUUUAUCUUAUGAAUCACUAUUAAGCCUCCUCUUGCUCUCCAUCACUGUCAACAACUGAGAGUGUCCCAACUUUCCCAGACUGAUCUCACCUGUCCCUACUCAGUGAUGUCAGCACGGCUAACUCGCCUGAUGAUGUCACCGUGUAAUUUCUGUCUAGCUGAGUAACACACUGUCACUGCCCUGUGCAUGUGAGUGCUUUUAGAUGCAGAGUGUCUGUGGAAGUCAGCCUUGUUGCUGGCUGAUUCAUUAUGUCUGACAUGCUAUAGGCUGGAGCUGUAUAUCCCUAUGUAAGUGUGUGUGUGUGUGUGUGUGUGUGUGUGUGUGUGUGUGUGUGUGUGUGUGUGUGUGUGUGUGUGUGUGUGUGUGUGUGUGUGUGUGUGUAGUGUAUGGAAAGCUUUAUUUAGCCACAGUUAUCCAGGAAGGAGGAAUGCCCUGAAUGCCAGUGACCAUAUUUGAACAGUGUGUCUGCUAAAGGGAGUCUGCACACACCGACUACAAACUGUACCUCACACACACUCCAACACUCACCUCCCCUUCAUCUUCAUGCUGUGUGCUUAUACAUGUGUGUGUCUGUGUGUGAGUUUUGGUGCUGUAGUUACACUAGAUCGCCACUAUCAGGCAAUGUUAUACCUCUCUUUUAGUGACAGGGGGGCUUUGACUUUUUUUUUUUUUUCUGACUCAUUGGGAGCCAAACUUCUCUCUCUCUUUCCAGCACUUUCUGGUUUCUUCUCCCCGACAAUCUGUUCUGCUGACUGACAACAUCCACUCCAACCUUGUGGAGUAAAACUUCUCCGCCUCUGCUUAUUUCCUUUCCUUCUCUUGCUCUUAGCUGGUCUGGGAGACUUUUUUUUUUAUUCCAAGAGGGGGGAAACAGUCGGUGGGUGAAGCCUGCAACUUUUGGGGUUGUUGAGUGAGUGUGUGCGUGUGUGUGAGUGUGAGCGUGUGUGUGUGUAUGUGUGUGUGUGGGUGAAUGUGUGUAUGUUGGAGUUAGUCAGUAUGCCAUGUCGUCCCCUGGCUCGUCGUUUGUGCAGAUAAAGCAUGAGGACCUGCUCUACUAUGAGAACUGUGGAGGAGGGAGUUUUGGGAGCGUCUACAGAGCCCUCUGGAUUUCCCAGGACAAGGAGGUGGCUGUGAAGAAGCUUCUUAAGAUUGACAAAGAGGUAAGAAGGACAAACAUACACGAGGACAAACACACUGACUGACCAUACACUUCUGCAGCACAAUGCUUUAAGAUCCCUAUUGUUAACUUUUCAGGGUUUCCAUGAACCCAUCUGAACCCAUCCUCUGAAAUUCAACAUGAAUCAGUUUCCCUUAAUUUUCAUGAUCACUUUGGACUCAUACUCCCAUAACCCCCUCUGUCCCUCCCUGCCUCCCCCCUCCUCCUCCUCUGUUGUCUGCCGUUGGAUUUGUGUUUAUCUUAAACAUACUUCUCCUCGCCCCUCUCCUCCUCCUCCCCCCUCUCUUUGUGGAUGGAGCAGAGAUUUAUUUAUGCCAGCACUCCCCUGUUCCUCCCAUUGUGCUCCAGGUCGAGGUGUGUGGUCACUCAGGGCGUCUUGCACUUCAGAUCAGACCGAGUGGGUCUCCAUGGGUAUGGCCCUGGUGGUCCCUCUUAGCAUCAUUUCCUUCCAAGUUACUGGAAAGAGACAAUGUGAAGUUGGAGUAACCUGUGGGUGAGAUGGGGAUAAUGUUAUUGCGAUGCAAACAGAGUCAAACAAUCUAAUGGGAAGUGUUGACAUGAUUUCUUUCACACUCUCUUUCUCAAACAAACACAAAGCCCAUGUGGGGAGGGCACACGCACACACACAGACGCACACAUCAAGUGUGUACAGUUCAAAUGUAAACACAAAAUUGAUGGAUUAUAGAAGAAGUGCAGCUCACAUCCUGACCAGACUUACAGGCGACUCAUUUUGAAACUCUAAGUUGGAAGCUAUCACAAUUGAUCUGAUUCUUUGUAGAAAAGACCACUGGACCAGCUUGAGGUUCUUGGUUCACAGCUUGGUCACCUGAGCGUCAUUAGCCUGAACUAACUUUCAGGUGACCACCAGGCCCAUUCACAGCUGGAUGGCCAACGAGGGCUAUACAUUUCCAACUUUGGCCGAAGUCCCAUUAGAACUGAAGAAGCUUUUUGAAAGAGAGGCAAAACAUCUUCAAGAACUUCGAGCAAGUCAAUGAAGAGUUGGAUAACCAUGACCUGGAUGAAUGAGAACCUACACUGACAUCUCUUAUCUCUUUUACCUCUAUCUUAUUUCAGCUUUACUUUCUUUUUGUCUUUUGUUAUACUUAGAGUCUUUUCUUAAUUAACCUUUUAGGGGCUUUUAUUGUUUUGUCUCUUGCUUAGUUGUUCUAUUUUAUCAUUACUUUUAUCAUCAUUAUUACUUUAUUUUUUCAUUAUCAUUAUUAUUUUUGUCUUUUAUAUUUACUUCACUGUUUUCUGCUUUAACCCUCCCUUUCAGAGCAUUUUCUUUUUCUUACCUAUUUCAUUUUUCAUUUCGGUCCUCGUGGUCUCAUUUUAUGUUGUAUGGCUUUGGUACGGAUGGGGUUCCUUGGGACAAAUAAAAAUGACCCUCAGUUCCACUUUAACUGAGCUUUUUGUUUUUAUUUGUCUUUAUUUCCAUGUGCUUUUUGACUUUUUGUCAAAGCACUUUGUAAACUUCUGUUUUUAAAAGUGCUAUAAAAAUAAAGUUAUUAUUAUUAUUAUUAUUAUUAUUAUUAUUAUUAUUAUUAUUAUUAUUAUUAUUGUUAAUAAUAAUAAUAAUAAUAAUAAUAAUAAUAAUAAUAAUAAUAAUAAUAAUAAUAAUAAUAAUGUUAUUUUUAUUAUUGAUAUUAAUAUUGUGUUACAUUUGAUGCACUUAAAAUUCAACUUGCAGCUGCUUUUGCUAAAAUGGGCCAAAAAUUGAAUACCCCAUUUCUGAGGGUAUGAGUUGGGAAGUAAAUAUUUUAGUGGAGUUAAAAAAAUAAAUAACAGCAUGUAAUGAGAAACUCAAUUAAAAACAACAUCUUAGAAAUCAAACAAACAUCUGUUUCGACCACAACACUAACAAUCUACACACACCACCUCACCAAUGCUUGUGCACACUGAAAACCGAACCAAGCAUAAAGUUAAUCUAUUCUGUAUUUACAUUGUAGUGUUUUUGUUGUAGUUUCAUAAUUUAUGGCGGGGUAUUGUGUUGCCUGGCAACAGUUGCAUAUUCCACACACACAGAGGGUAUGACCUGUAUGUCAGCUCUGAUUAAUGGCAUGUUUGUCACUGCCGUGUGGAGUGUCUUUAUUCUGAGAGUCAACCUGAGGUAUGAGAGAGGGUCAGUCUUUAGUUCAGGGAAACACCAUCAGAGAAAACUUUAAACCGGAACACAAGCAAAAGCUCCGGAUAAUGAGGUUUAUGUAGAGUGGAUGAGUAAUGAUUUCAAAUCUAUUUCCUGAAAAGUCUUGCUAUCUUGCGAGUUUCAGAUAUUAGAAAACUAAGAGGGGAUGGGAAUAAAUUUGUUCUUUUGCCUCAGUUUGACUUUUUCUCUCUCUCUUCUCUCCAUGCAGGCUGAGAUUCUUAGUGUCCUGAGUCAUAAGAACAUCAUUCAGUUUUAUGGAGCCGUGCUGGAAUCUCCCAACUAUGGCAUUGUCACAGGUCAGACACCAUGAGUGCGUGUGUGUGUCUGUGAGAAUCACUUAUACUUUUAGAAGUCUUCACAGUAACAAAAACCUGAACAUUUACAUUUAUAUCUUUAUCUUCUCUUUGUGUUAUGUUUUCCACAGCCCUGUAUGAAUCCAGGAGUUUAUUAUUGUCUUUUUUUAUAUGCAUCUAUAAAACUAUAAGCAGCUCUAUACGAACAUGAGUUUUAUUAGUGUGUAUUUGAUCCUAGACGUGCCACUUAAGGACACAUUAGCACAUGCUCCAGUGGCUGGUUGGUGUUUAUGUGUGUGUUUUUGAAGAGUCUGUGUCUACUCUGGGUGCCGGUUCUAGCCGUGUUUCCUGGCAGGACAUUUGAAACUGAGACCAGCAUAUUUGGAUGUAGGUGUAAUCCUGGAUGGGGUCGUAUAGUUAGGAUGAAGUGAAACACACGACAUUAGGACAGUGCAGCAAUGAUUCAUGUUACAGAUGUGUCGAGUGAUUACUCGAAAUAAAGAAGUACAGUAGGAAAACCGGCGAAACGUUUCAAAAGCUGCAUGCUGGUCUAGGUUAAAGAACAUUUUGAAGCUCAUUUGCUUCAGUAUUAUUAUUCCCUGUGUCUUUCUUGUCUCGUUGAGCUGUUAGUUCUAAAAGGAAAAAGGGAAAGGUUAAAGGUCAGAGAUAAUCUGGAUUAGAUGGUCAGGGUGUAAAGGUUGUUAGUGUUUCCACUAAGUGCAGGUCUGUGUUGUGGGUCAGGCUUAACUGUUCCAGCUAACUCUAACAUUAAUGAGCUAGAGCUGCACUAUAAAGUCUGAUAUGAGCUCUUCAAUGUUGUGUUUAAGGAUUAUUAAUGUCAACAUGUGUAUCUGUCUUAAGUAGAAUUAACUCACAGAACUGUACGAUUGACCUCUCUCCUGUGCUGACCGUGUGUUAUUACAGAGUAUGCUAGCGGAGGGUCUCUGUACGAGUACCUGUCCAGUGAGCAGAGUGAGGAGAUGGACAUGGAGCAGAUCAUGACGUGGGCCAUACAGAUAGCCAAAGGUACAUCUGGAAAAAUGAGAUUUAAAAAAAUGUCUUGGUUGAAUGACCAAACCAAAGAUGAUAAGAACCAGUGGUAGAGGGCUUGAUUUGAUAUGAUUCCUUCACUUAAGUUUUUUGGCAGUAAUCACUACCCUUCAGAUAAACUUCAUCAUGUUUCUACCAUUCCACCAAAUGCAGCUGUGGAAAUAAAGUCAAAUAUUGCACAAGAUCUACAAGGAUCACACAGAAGAAAGUGGUAAUAACCACAGAUGAUGAUAUAAACAAGAGGUUUUACUUUACGUCCAUUUCAUUGUAUCAUUGGCUAUUGAUCAGUGUAUCUAUCUAUCCUGAUUGGUCAAUGGUUUCUGAAUCAACAUAGUCAACCUUGCAUCAAAAAUCAGAGGUGACCACUUUAUUUCUGACUCACUUUGCUGGGGAUGGUUGUGUUUUUAGUUCACCCUUUAUAUAGAGGAUUUCUCAUUCAACACAAACUGAGCUUAAAACAAAAUCAUUCACACUGAAAUCACUCAAAACAAGCCAGAAUGGACAUGAGAAAGUUCCUUAUCAUGCCAGUGAUUGACGUCUCUCUGCAUCUCCUCAGGGAUGCAUUAUCUUCAUGCUGAAGCUCCAGUGAAAGUCAUUCACAGAGACCUCAAGUCACGAAAUGGUAACUCGCAAAAGACAAUUAUUUGUUUAUUGAACCCUAGGUAUAUCUAUUAUCAGUUAUCAUAUUAGCAUAUAAAGGUUUGUGUUAUGAACCUCUGACCUGUUUCUCCACCUCUCUGUUGCAGUGGUGAUGACAGCAGACAAAGUGCUGAAGGUUUGUAGAUUUGUUCUCGCACAGGGAAUCACACAUAAAUCUUUUUUUUAAUCAAUGGAGGCUCAGAGGUAAUUUUGUAUUUCCUUCUCUCUGUUGGGAUUUCAGAUUUGUGACUUUGGAGCAUCUAAAUUCCUGUCUCACACCACCCAUAUGACGGUGGUGGGCACCUUUCCCUGGAUGGCGCCUGAAGUCAUUCAGAGUCUGCCUGUGUCUGAGACUUGUGACACUUACUCCUAUGGUGUGGUGAGGAAUAAAAGUGCUCGACAAAUAUCAGCGUUAUAUAAGAUUUAUUAAUGGAUCAGCUCCAACAGCUGGGAGUAAAUGCUGCUCAGAGUUGUUGUUGUUGUUACUGUUGUUUGAUACACUUAUCGCUCUACCAGACAAACCCUCAGAACAAUUUAGUAAUCAUUAGAGGUUUUUAUUUGAGAAGAAUUGUUGGGAGGCAUCUGAAACAAGCACAGUGUAUGGAGUUUGAAAUUUUCUGGAUUUGGGAAGCAGCUUUUCAAAUCCAGAAUCAGGUAACCCUUUUGUCCUAAUUUUUAAAAGCUUUGAUGAGGAACUUUUGGUUUUUGAGUCUUUGCCUUGUCUUUUACUAAAUUGGCUAGUGUCUUUUGUUGAAUCUUCUGACAAAACAGUCUAAUAUAAACAUUUUGAAGUGGAAAUUCUAAUAACAGGGCUGUGUCUUCAGCCGCUCCACUGACACCUACCUCCUUCAUGCCAGUUUUGAGGCAUCAAAAAUGCAAGUUCUAAAAUUCUCAAUCUUGUCCUAAAUGGUCCUUUUCGAUUUUGUGAAUCAUGAAAAGUCACCAGUAUGAAUUCCAGCCUAUUUUAUUAACAUAAAAAAACUCCUUACUGGAGCUUUAAAGAACACAAAUGGACUGUUAGUUUUACAGAAUCUGGAUUAGCUGAGCUGUCAAUGGAUCAGAAUAUUUUGUCCACAGGAGUUGCAAAUAUACACACUCCAAAAAUUCUUCACAGUUACUUUUAUUUAAAUACUUUGUUUUAUAUUGAUGCUAUUUGGUGAAUUAUUUACGGGGUCUUUAUUGUUUUGCAGUCCUAAUGUCUACUUUGGAUAAACUGUCACAGUAGCACUUUAGCAAUUGAAGUUCAAAAUAUUGAAAAAUAUAUAAGCUACUUUUUAAGAUUAGUUUUAUUUGAGCUACUUCAAAACAGUGUUACAGUUUGUUCUUGUAAUCUAUUUUUAAUCCAACCCUCUGCGAGGAUCAGGAUAAUCCUCAAUUUUUGGAUCACUGUUUUUCAAAUCCAAUUUAAAAGUUUUCAACAACACAAAUGAGAACAAAACUUGGUUAUAAAGCCAUUUCACAUUUUCCAUUUGUGUCUUUGAAAAUCUAAUUUGAAAAGAUUUGAUUCAAUCCUAAAAUUGUAAUCAGAUUGCUUUUUUAACUAGGCCCUCAUAUUUUAUCCUCACAGAAAUGUUAUUUUCACCAAAGUUAUCAGUAACUUCUCUUAAAAAAAAAAAAAAAAAAAGUAUUGCAAAAGUACCAACACCAGUAUAAAUUAACCUUAAACAGUCCUUUACCCUGUAUUUAGUGAUAGAUCAGACAUUUUGAUGCUCUUCUUUUUAGGUGACCUACUACAUAAACCCAAUGUAAAUCAUAUGAAACAGCUACCAGAGCGUCACAGAAAUGUUAUUUUGUCUGAAUGAACUAACUCACUCUGUUCUGUUUGCAGGUGCUGUGGGAGAUGCUGACUCGGGAGGUUCCUUUUAAAGGAUUUGAAGGGCUGCAGGUUGCAUGGCUGGUGGUGGAAAAACAAGAGGUAACUACACCCCUGAAAGACACAAACAUGCGCACACUUUUGCAAACAACACUGUCAGCAUGUAGACGCACCAGGGUCUGAGAAAGCUGGAGGAACAAUGUGAUGCUCUCAUGGUUUCCACUGCGAGCUGGUGAGGCUGAGGCUGGAUAUUUUUAGGCCUGAUGUCAGUUCUCUGCUCUUGUAAGGCCUGGAUACACAGCAGUGGAGCCGGGCCAGACUCCCCCUUGGCUAAAGCCUUUACGAGAGAAAGAGAGAGAGAGAGGAGAAAAAAGGAAAGAUUUCAGUGAUAGGACGGUUGAUUCAAGAGCUUUAAGGGAGAAGGGGGGUGACGUUUACACGGUGUAUGUGUCUCGCUUAUCGACAUGCUUGAAUCCCUUCAACAGCCUCAUAUAAAAAACACACGCGCUCACACGGGGGGCCAACAAACAACUCCGAGAAUAUGAUUCCUGCGUAGCUCUUGGCUAAUCUCCAAAUACUCUCCCUAAAUAACUUGCUCUCUCUCUUUCCCAGUCUCCCUCUGAUUUUUCCCCUCCAUUGCUAUACCUCUCUUCCUGACCCUCUAACAUGCCCUCUCAGUUCAGAGUUGGUGAUAUUUUAAGAUUAAUCCCUGGAGGAAAGUGUUUCCACUUAGUAUGGUAUUCUGAGUAGCUGUCUGGGCUCAUUUAGAUCUUUGGUGACUCUGAGAGAUUUUAAAAGAAGGAAUAUUAUAUUGGUGUAGUUUUACUUUACUGUUUACAUAUUAUACAAAAAUGACCAUGGCUUCUAAAUGUACAUGUUUUUAAUGUGCACUGGUCAUUGCAUAUUUGGUUUGCAGUUAAAGAAAUGAUCACUUUAAAUGCAUUAUGAAAACACAGCAUGUACCUUUGCGUAUAUUUUCUUCCUCAGUGUGCUCGGUUCACUUGUUUUCGUGUCACAGUCAGUGAGGCAACAGCUGUGCGGCUGUUUGCUCGCGUCUCCGGGUCUGCCAAUCAAAUCUAAUGAAACAGAAACACAGUCCUGAAGAAGCACUUUUGCUCCUGCAGCUUUUGUCCUCUUUGGAGAAGUGCCAUGACAUUGGUUUCCAUCAGGAUAACUUGUGAAUUAAAACUUCAGUGAUUCUUCAACUUUUUGAAUUAAGUAACAUGUCCGAUAUUUGUCACAUUACCUCUUUUCCUAAGAGCUACUGAUAGUGUUCAAAUGAUGUCUAUUGUUUACCUGCUAAACAACAGCAUUUAAGCUCUGUUAUUGUUGUACACAAACAUGAAUCUGACCCUAAAAUUCACUUUAUCCAAUCUCUCUACUGCGCAAUAUGCAGCCUUGAGAGCUGGCAACUUGGUUAUAGCAUCACUAUAAAACCAUAGUUUGUUUUCAUCUCCAGAAAAAUCAAUCAAUCAAUCAAAUUGUAUUUAUGUAGCGCCAAAUCACAACAGUCGAUAUCCCAAGACACUUCCCCAAAGAAAAAGAGCAAGUCUAGACUACGCUCAUUGUUUGAUGAAUUACCAAGACCCAACCUUAAGAUGGGACAGAUUUGACCCAUUUCAUCUAACAUGAACGACAGUGGUAAGGAAAAGCUUCCUGUUUACAGGCAGAAACCACGGGGAGGACCAGACUCAUGUUUUAGAGCCACCUCGCCGCACACAUUUCCCUUAGUGUGUACUCUGUAUAGAUUUUGUGGCGUAAUAAUCGCAGUUAUGAAAGGCUGUAGAGAACCUUGUACGGGAGGUUAUUGCCUUUAUUUGAUUGGACAGUUUAGGGCAAAGGGUAGGUGAUGAUGUACAAUAAACAUUCAGUGACUGAGAAUUACUCCUGUAUGCGACCAGAAAGGUGAGGACUGUGGUCUCACCUUUGGAGUGGUAGACCAAGAACUUACUGUAUUAGCUUAAUAAAACUUCCACCCCGGGGCCUCAAACUCCUGACCUCUGAGGAGAAAAAUGUAAAUACUGUUGGAGAAAUGGUUGUCUUGGUUGCAAUACAGUACAUGACGAGCUCAUUGGAGGCAUGCGUCUCGACUGCUGGGCCAAAUUAGCACCUCACAGGGAAUUUUUUUUAUCACAUUGUAAAAUUAUUUGUUUUUAAAUGUUAUUUGAGACUUUUCAAUGAUUGUUAGUGAGCUAAAUCAUCCUUUAAUGUCGGGAUUGUAUGAUUUAUGUUGAAAGUAAAGGCUUCCACCUCUUCUGUCUUUGUGUGUCUCUGUAUCUAGAGGCUGACCAUCCCCUCCAGCUGUCCGGCAAGUUUUGCAGAACUCAUGAAGAAAUGUUGGCAAGCAGAUGCAAAGGUGAGCCAAAUGAAAACAAAGAGGAUUAUAUCCUCAAAAGUCUACCUUUGUGUCACCCCUAAUCUACACUAAUAAAAACUAAAAGAAAAAAAAAAGGGGUUUGUAAUGUUUAUAUAACUCUGUGUGCAUGCAUGUACCCACAGGAGCGUCCACACUUCAAACAGGUGCUAGUAACCCUGGAGACCAUGUCCCACGACAGCCGGCUACCGGACCAGUGUAACUCCUUCCUACAUAACAAGGACCAGUGGAGGUACAAACACACACACACAACUACACAAGCACACAACUACACAAGCACACACACGCAUUUAUGAAGACAUCUUUAAGAAAGCACUAGGUGUGUACAGCACAGUCCUGGAUGACAAAUGCAGUCUGUGGCUUACUGCAGUCCAAAUAAAACUCAAUAUGCAUACACAAAAUUCAACAUAGCUAUGCACGUGCCAGCAUGCACACACACACACACACACACACACACACACACACACACACACACACACACACACACACACACAAGCUUACAAACACAGCUCUGCAGACACUUAGGCUUGGGAGAGAAGUUGAAUGUGUGACCCUGUGCUCUACUUCAGUCUAUAAUAAGCUCUCUGGACAGAGUCCAUGGAAGAGAUUCCUUCACUCCUCCUCUUUACCCUCGCCCCACAGCAGGGAGAGCGACAGAGGGGUGGGGGUGGGGGUUGGGGGGGGAGGAAGAGGACAAGUACAGUUCCAGCCGAAGAAGGGGAGAAGCUUAGGAAAAAGUUUUGUGUGCAUGUGAAAUGUAAAACUCAGAGAAAGAGAGAUCAUAAAGAUUAGUGAGAAGAAAAAGAGACGGGUGAUGGGAGAGAGAGAAAGAGAGGUUGGAGGACUGAGAAGAGGAGAGAAGGUGUGAGAUUCUGUGCAUAUUUGACAGGAGUACAACGAGGCAAUCAAUUCUGAGCGAAGUUUUGGGUUCGGGUGGAAAAACUUGGGUAAGGGGAGGUGGCAAGGGGAGGAAGAGGGAGGGAGGUGAAGGGGGGAGAUGAAUGAGUAUGUAGGUAUGGAAGGAACACAGGAGGUGGUAUGGAUGUGCGUCAGAUCUGUCUAUAUUUAGCCGCCUUGAGUGUUGAUUGUGUUGUGAAUGCAGGUUCAUGGGCAGUCAAUAAUUCUAACAGUGACCUCUUGUGGUGAGAGUCGGUACUACAGCUCUGUGUUUCCACUCAACAAAUGAAACUUUUGUUGCUCUGCAAAAUAAACUUAACAAGUGCUGUCAUGUUGUCUGAUACAAAUGCUCAUUAUCUUUUUUUUCUUAUCAGUCAGAGCAAUCAGAGGAGCAGCUUUGAUAGAAGGCAAAUGACCUGAGUUUAAGUUACAAUAAAAAGUUUUACAAUAUGUAGUAAAUCUACAAAAGCAUUUUUUUGUGUUCUGAAAGUAACAUCUUUUUGGAUUAAAAAGUAAAACUGAAAUGUAUUACUGUGCUCUCGAUGUAUAGCAAUUCACCAAAAUGAAAAAUUAGUAGGUUUUCUCCAUGCUAGUGAAGGAUAUUUCCCAACAAAAUAACAAACAAAAGGGUUUUAAAUCUGGAAAACAAACAAACAAAGCAUUGGCUGACCCACAUCAAGAUAUACUUGCAAACUUUUAGUCUAGUACUAAAUGUAAAGGUAGUUUUAUUUUUUAAUUCAGAGUUAUCAGAGUACUUUAUCUAGGAAUUAUAAAAUGGAAAUUUUGAUGAUAAGAAAACAGUUUUUUUCUCUAUAUUGAUUUUGUGUGUAAUAAUUGGGUUAUUACAUAUUAUAUAAUGCUGGUAAAAUUUGUACUUGGGUUCCAGCUGCAAAUAUAAUAACAGAAACCUUCAACAAUCAGACCUCAGAUUUUCAAGAAUCAAAACUUAAAGUAGCCGUGAAGUUCAAACUAAAGCACAAGCACAGAGUCGUGUAACUGAGUCAGCGAUUUGUCUGGUAAACUCUGUGAGAUUCACAGUUACAAAAAAAGCCAAUUUCACAAAAUCACACCGGAUGACAGAUGCACUUUUAACGUUAAUGUUUCAUGUCGUAUUUUUACACCUUUCAGGUGUGAAAUUGAGUCGACCCUGGAGCGCCUGCGGAAGCUGGAGAGGGAACUUUACUCCAAGGAGAAAGAGCUGGAGGAGAGGGAGAGGAGACUCCGACUGUGGGAGGAGAGGCUGAUGGAAAGGUCGAACAUGUCACCCAGCCCGACCUCCCUUCUCAUGGAACGCUCAAACAUCUCACCAGUAAGUAGAAGUACGGGAAAAUCUGGAUCAGGUAGCUCAAAACAAACUCAUAUAACACCUCUCUUUGGUCUCUGCUCCUCAUCUUGAACCGUUUCAGUUCUUCACACCCAUGUCCAUCAGUUCCUCCGGCUCGUUCUUCCGCUCACACUCUCAGGACUCCAACAGUGCCGGGGUCAGCAGUGCUGGCGUCAGCUGUCUCAUCCGCACCCUCAGCAAUGGAGACACCGAGAGAGGGAGCAGCGCGGUGCUGGAGAGGGGGAUGGGUUCACUUGACGGCGGGAGGCUGCACGCCAUGAUCCGAGGGUUGCAGGGCAGGUUUCAAGAUGAGGAAGAUGAGGAAGAGGAAGAGGAGGAAGGAACCCUUGAGGAUAAAAGCUGGGGGCAGAGGGAGAGAGAUGACAGUGGAGGAAGGGUGCAGGUGACACUCAGGAGCUUCCCAGGUGGUGUAGUGGAGAGGGAGGAGAGAACAUGGGGGGAUGGGGACAGGGAGAGAGGAGGGAUGCAGAGGAGCAGGGUGACCACCAUAGUGCGAGGAUACUCCGGUGGGUUCGGAGAGGGGGAGGGAGAGAGGGAGAGAGAGAGAGAGGGAGGGUGGGAGAUAGAAAAACUUGGGGACAGGCUGGAUGAGGGAGGUAUAGAGGGUGGGAGGCUCCCCACCAUGUUCAAGGGUCUCCAUGACAGUUUGGGGGGCUUGGGGGACAUGAUGUCCUUAGAGAUUAAUGACAUGGGCGACAUGGAGAGGAUAGGUGACAUCGACAUAGACAUUGGGGACCUAGGAGUCAUGAAGGUGGUGGGUCAAGGUGUCAGGAGUGAGGUGGGGGUCAGGGGCCGUAGAAGCGACAUGGGAGUCAUGGUGCAGGGAGUCAGAGGUGACCUCAGUGAGGCCAUAGGCCAAAAGAUUAGAGGAGAAGUGGGGGUCAUGGGGCACUCAGGGGUGCAGGUGAGCAUGCGGUCUUCAUCCAAUCAAAACUCCUUGAAGAGCUGCAGCGUGCGACAUGGAACCAAGGUCAAUAUGGCGUCAGCAGCCAUGGACAUGAUGGAGCUUGACUGGUCUGAUAGUGACUAGAAAACACAAAAAGAAGUACACACACACGCACAGAAAAAACACACAUAGAAAACCACACAUAGGCCAAACUAGACAGGUUUGUUGUGAUUUCUCAACACGUGCAGUAUCUGAGCUACAGUACGUGUGUUAGAAUCUACAGCUGUCAUAGAGCUGGUAUACACACAUUUCUUUUGUUAAAUUUUUUUUUCUAUUGAAUUGAUGAACACCAUAUCCAUGUGUACUGUGAAGUAGAAGGGAGCAUCAGAAUGACUUCACCAGUGUAAUUUAAUGUGCUUUUAAAACUGCUGCAUAACACACUGUAAGAGGUACAAGUGUUAGAGAAAUAACACACUUGAAUGCCGCUCUAAUGAGGCAACAAUGUCUGAUUAUUCUUUACCUGCUUGUAGACUAUCUUGUAGUUUAUAGACUUGAUUUGCUUUAAAACGAGCUUUGACGCUAUCAGUUCUAAAUGUGAUCUAGUGUGUGAAUUUUUGGCAUUUCUUCCUUUAUAUUUUAUCUUUUUUCAAUAAAAAAAAGAAACCCUGAUUUAUUUUCUGUGUUUUCUCUAUGUGAAUGUUGCCCUUAAUAUUCCUGCAGAGAUUGCACAGGCCUUUAUGGAACUUAAAGCUCGGAGUUGUGACCCACAUGGACAGAAACGAAAUGGCUUUUGUCUAAAUUCAAUUUAAUCAAGUCACAAAGGUGCAAAAUUGAAAGUUUGAGCAUAUUCAUUAACCCCUUUCCUAAGUAAACUGCAGAUUAUUUAUGUUUGAUUAAAAACAAAAAGCUAUAGAAGACGUGGAAUUUUCCUCAUACUCAAGAGACAUUUUUGUAAAUAGUUAUUCGUGUUAAAGGGAUAUUCUGGCAUAAAAUUAAUUUAGGGUCAGACACACACACAUUGACAGACAUUUAUGAUAACUUCUUCAUGGAAAUGCAAUCAGACCGAGAUGCUAAGGCAGAAGAACUACAGCGUCUGCAGUGCAAAAUGAUUAAUAUGUUGAUUAUUACUUCAAGGAAAUGAUAAAGUAAUGAUCAUAAAUGUUCUUCCUUGAGCUGCAUCACCCCGCAGCAGUCUGUAAUGGACUGGCCUGAGGUCUCGCUACAAACAAGCGGCUGCUGGAAGAGAGUAGAUGAGUUGAGUUUUGUGUCUUUGCUAAAGAAAUUAGGCAAAGUUAAAAAGAUGUUCGGUGGCUAGUACUAUGGCUGGGACCCUAUAUGUACUGUUGAUGAAGUUAGGUGCUGUUCUGAUCAUUAUUUGCAGCUAUAGAGUGGCGUUUUGGUUGAGGUUUGUUUAUGGCUCCUCAGACUGCUGUGUAUUGCUAUCAUGCGCUCAUUACUAAAGUUGGUAUAAGAAGAGAAGCAAACAGUCGGCAACAUUCAUCUCUCAAGGGGGUGUCUAACUCAGUGUUACAAUGUG